ACUCACGUGCUGAAGCAUCUUUCAUUGUAGUGAGAUCUCCGAGGAAGCCAAGGAUCAGCCGACGGACCUCAAGGGGAGGCAGGAACGGGCGGUCGGCCUGCGGCGGAACUCGAUCUCGAUGCCCACGCUGACGGCGGAAGAUCUGGACGCGCUGCACCAGUCCAGGAUCGAUGAGGAGGAAAGCAGCAUAAUGAUUGUGGAGGAGCAAAGCGUCUGCUCCGAUUCCACCGUGACCCCGCAGACCCCAACCUCCGCCAUCAGCCUGAAACCGAUGCUUCACUAUGACGAUGCCAGCGAUGAAGAUGAGGAGGAAGAGCCAGCCAAGCCGACCAAGAACCUCUUCCGGAGCAGACGCCGUGGUUCGAUUGCCCCGCUGCCGGCGCUCCGGCUCAACGACAAGGAGAUGAUGGCGAACGACUUCGACACGCAGAGCGUGCUGAGCAAUCAGAACUCGAUCACCAGCAUCAAUUCGCUGGCGAGUUUGCUCAAGGAGAAGAUGCAGAACGUCCCGGCUAUGAUCCGCAAGAAGAAGCGCGAAACCAAAGACUACAAGCUGCGCUGCUUUGUCGGCAUGCUGUUUCUUAUCAUCGUAUUUCUCGUCGGCUACGCGUACGUCAUGUACAACCAGAAGCUGCUGGCCAAGUCGUACUUCGAGAGCGUCAAGCUGCACAAAAAGACGCGCGGGCUGAGGAUUUUGGACCCGAAGGGGAAUGACCUGCUGACGGGACUGCUCGGCAUUGGGAUGAACAUCGACAAGCCGUACAACUGUUUGGUGAAGGAUUUGCGGGACGAUGGCAGCGUGUGCUACGAGUGGAACUCGAAGGCACGGUUGUACAUGAACCUGGAGAAGACGACCUCGCCGGAGAUCAAGUGCUACAGCUUUAGCUGGGAAACGCUGGUGGAUGGGUACUAUCCGACCGAUUGCUUCGACAUUGGGGAGGAUCGUGGCUAUUGGUACGGGGGAGGUUUGACCAAGGGGAUUGACUAUCCACUGGGGAAGGCGUCGUUUGACUUUGCUCCGUUUGUUACGGGGGACAUCAACAUCCAUCAGUGGGGCAAUGCUGUGAAGAGGUACUUUUUGAACUCGAAGGGCGUGGCUAUUAAGGUUGAUGAAAGGACGCCACUGUAUGUGAGCUUCAACCAUGGGAACAAGAAUCGGUUCUGUUUGCAAGGUCGUCACGAUAACUUCGCUUUCGUAAAUCGGUUGUCGAAAUAUCCUGAACUGAAGUAUCAGAUUUGCACGGGGCCUGAUAUGAAGAGCGUACACAACAAUCUCACGCAAAAGAGUCUGUGGGAUGGAUUGACCGAGAAUGACAACACGAUCAUCAAGUCUCUGCUGAGGGAACCGGUGUGGCAGAUUCCUGCCUCGAGUCAGGCAGAACUCACAGAAACGACCAUCUACAAUUACACGGAAAAUGUAAUCGCUUCUGGGUACCUGCGACUAGGCCACGUGCUCAUCAAUGAGUACUGGCAGAAGAACAUUGGUGAUUUCCAGCUGGACCCGGAACGAUUCCCCACACUGGCUGACACGGUCAAAAUCCUUCACCGACGAGGCUUCCGAAUCUCACUCUCUGUUCAACCGUUCAUCAGCACUGAAAGCAGCAACUUCCUGGAAGCAGUUAGUGAGAGACUGUUGAUUCACGAGCGUGAGUCGGAACGCAGCAUUCCGGCGUUGACCAGGUACAAGAGCUUGGCUAGCGCUGGCGUGCUGGACAUCACCAACAACGAAACCGUACCGUGGUUGCGCAACCAACUGGCCAAACUCAGCGAAACCAUCGGAAUCGAUUCGUUCUACGUGGAUUUUGGUAACGCGUUUAACAUCCCUCGUUACUACCAGUGCUCGACCACGUUGAAAAACCCCGACCAGUACAAAACCUUCUUCAUGGAGCGCUUCGAAGCCAAUCUCAACAUUUUCGGAGUCUCAAGUGCCAUCUCCGUGCCGCGUCCCCCAGCCUUCCUCAGCCUUCCACCGGUCAACAGUUCCUGGAGCGGCCUCCAAACCAUCAUCCCAACCGUGCUCUCGUACGGCGUGAUCGGCUAUCCCUUCAUCAUGCCCGGCCCAGUCGGCGGAGACUUCCUGCUCCCAACGGAAAAACUCCCCAAAAUGUACUCAUUCUACCCGCUCGAGUUCCCACCCCUCCCCGAGCAGGAACUGUACAUCCGAUGGCUGCAAAUCGCCACCUUCCUGCCAGUUCUGCGCUUCACCCACCUCCCGUCGGAGUACCGAAAUGAUUCGGUAACGGAAAUCGCCAAGGAGCUGGCCGCAAUCCGGCAGAAAACGAUCGUCCCCAUGCUGGAGCAGUAUUCCAGCGUGGCGAUGGACGAGGGACUGCCCAUCAUCCGGCCGCUCUGGAUGAUGGACGCCACCGAUGUGAACUGCCUGUUCAUCGACGACGAGUUCUCGAUCGGGGACGGCAUGAUCGUGGCGCCGAUUCUGUACCGGUCGGACACCAGUCGGGAAGUGUAUCUUCCGCAAGGCGUCUGGAAGGACGGCAUCGACGGUUCGCUGCGCAAGGGAAACCGCUGGAUCCACAACUACCACGUGCCCCAGAACAAGGUCGCGUACUUUGUCAAGAUGCCGGACAAUACCCGCUUCUAGGAGUGUGGAGCUGUAUUCACCUACUAGUGACGUAAACAAAGCAUUCUCAAAACCCUUCCCAAAAAAUAA
Culex pipiens pallens (northern house mosquito) is the source of this 2668-nucleotide messenger RNA. Its product is annotated as myogenesis-regulating glycosidase. Gene Ontology annotation, biological process: carbohydrate metabolic process. NCBI's taxonomy places the organism in Eukaryota, Metazoa, Arthropoda, Insecta, Diptera, Culicidae. Gene Ontology annotation, molecular function: hydrolase activity, hydrolyzing O-glycosyl compounds. The record is from RefSeq and is a predicted model, not a curated record. Bases 119 to 2599 code for a protein of 826 amino acids. The transcript has 6 exons.